ACUGACGUUCUGCAGAUAAGUGUUUCCGUCCGGAUGACAUUUUCGUCGCCCAGCUGUCUGUUUACACCGCAACGUGGGUAAUUCAGACACAGGUUUUAUGGCAGAUGAGUGAAGAUAAAAUAGAAAACUUUUGAUAUUGUUUUUCUACCUGAUAAAAUGGGUAAAAAGCGCCAAAGUGAAGACUCUUCGGAGUCUAACACUCCGGCGAAGAAAGAGAAAGUCCUGGAGUUCAACGGGACUGUUUUUAAAGCCAUGCUAAAGGAAGCUACCACCGCUAUGAAGGGACUGGAGACGUUCAUAUCCACCGCUAAGAAGCUGCCCUCCUCUGACCUGUAUGAUGUGGUGGAAGGGUACAUUAAGAUCUCCAUGGAGUGUGCAGAGAUAUUCAAGCUGCUGGAGGGAGAGAAGCACGAGGAGACGGAGUUGAUGCUGAUCUUUGAGGGUUUGGAGAUGAUCCUACUGAGGACAGCCAGUGACCUGUCCCACUUCAACAUGGUCGGCAACGCCAUCGUGAAGAAGACAGUUUCCAGCUACAUGAAGCUUGUGCAGGGAUCUCUGCAUUCAGGGAAUCACAGGUUUGUCCGUCAGUGCCUUGGCCUCCUGUCCGCCCUGGUGUCUCAGGGCCCAGAAGCUGCCAGAGAAGUCUUCAGUCACAUUCACAUCAACAAGGCUCUGUCUGGACUGGCAAAGAGACGGGAUAAGAAGGGACGACCUGAUGUCCGCAUGGCUUAUAUCCAGUUUGUCCUCUCCUUUUUGGUGUCUGGAGAUAAUGCAACAGUUGGACAGAUAUUAGAGGUCAAAGAGCUCCUGCCAGAGAUCCUGAGUACGGGUCUGAAGGAGGACAGGAUGUCUCUCGUCAAUCUGAUCCUGUCCACACUGAAGACUCGAGUUUUACUGAACAAGGCCUUAAGUAAAACACAGAAAGUGCGUUUUUUCACACCUGCUGUUUUGUCAAACAUCGCUUCUCUGUAUAAAUGGAACGGGAUUGUUGAUGCGACCACUGAUGAUAACAGAGUGGUGGAGAACUCAGAGCAUCCUGGGAAAUCUGUCAUCCGCGAUCUCGCUCACAGUUUCCUUCUUGACCUUUGUUGCUCUCGUAAACAUGGCAUCACCUUUCAUGAUGCCAGCUUUGGCACCGCUGGCAGAGCUGGUAACAUUGUCUUACUUCAGUUCUUGGUCGGGCUGAAACAGGCGACAGAAGACGAACUGGUGGCAGAGCUGGUGGUGAACAUACUCAAAGCCUGUCCUGAUAUUCUGGCCAGAUACUUUAAGGAGACCCAGUAUUCAUACACACCCCGCCUCAAAAGUGCUUGGCAGGACAAUGUCAGGUUACUGAAAAAGAUCUACCAGGCCCAACCAGAGCUCUCCACCGUCUUUCCAGCCUCUGAGGUCCUCCCCCUCCCUCGCCUUCUCUCCAUCAUGAUGGUGGUCUCUCUCCCUCCUGUCUGCAACAAGGCCUUCUUCACACAGGGCCUCAGUUUUAAUAACACAGCAGUGCAGCUCACAACUCUGUCCAUGACGAAUUUCCUCUUGAAAAGAGCCAGUAAGAACAUAGAGUACCUAUCGGAGGUGCACAACUUGGAUGUUUACACUGCUGACAUGAUGGUGGACUUGGUGCAGCAGUACAGGGAGACACUCAGCAAGAUUUUGCCUGAUAUGACGAGCAUCGUUGCAAAGUGGCAGUCGCUUAGCAAGAAGGAGAAGACGGAGGGGGGAGACAAAAAGACCAAAACCGAGGGGAGCACUGAGAAGAUGGAUAAUAAAAAGGAAGAACCUGUUGCAGAGACAGCUGAGGUCAUCAUGCUCAAGGCUCUGAUCCUUCAGGUCAUUUGUCUUUACCAGAGAGUGGUGCCACAUCUGGUCAACCAGUGCAAAUUUGACUUCAGCAAGCUCUUUAAAGGCAUCGUGUCAGAGAAAGGAAUGAGACAAGAAGUCCCUCCAGUGUUGCAGUAUCAGAUAUUGCAGUUGGCCCUUGAUCUCCCUGCAAGCAAGUUCUCCUGGUUCCGCAUACAGGAUGCUGGAGAUGCAGAUUCUUCUUCUGCAGAGAAGUCGGUGCUGUAUUUGCUUCUCCAGAUGUUUGUUAGCAGCAGCAGCAGCCACCUGAAGACCUCCACACGCAUGCUGGUUCUCAAAGUGCUGAAGGACAGUGGUGUGUUCGAGUACAGCUGGACUGAGCUCAAUCUCUGGCUCGAUCAGUUGACCAGAGUCGAGCCAAAGCACCAAGAGACAGUCAUCCUGUUCUUGGAGAGGGUGUUGGUGAAACUUGUGUGCAGCUCCUACACUUACACAGAUAAGGUUGCCAGUCUGGUGCAGGAGGCAGCUUACAUGCAGGCUAACCUGAGUAACCAGGAUGGUGAUGCUGCAAGUAUCCCUGUGUCUCACAUCGAUGACGUCUUGGACAUGCUUGAUGUCAUUAUGGAGGGUAACGACGGUGAAAUGGAGGAGUUUGGUCCGUCUCUGAGUGAAGACCUCAUUAUACAAACCUUCCCCUUCAGUGUGGUGGUACCUGCUGCUCUGGAGGCCCGGAACAAACUUCCAGAAAACAAAGGUGUUGUGCAUGAGUACUUGUCCGCUGUGCUCACUGACGUGCUGCACUGUCAGAGAGAGCCGCUGCCCCUCUGUCUGGCUCUGCUGCAGUAUGACAAAGAGCUUGUAUCCUCCACACCCUCUGCUUCUCCUCAUCAUGCCAUCAUACACCUUCAUCAGUAUUACUCCCAGUGGUUGCCGCAGCAGUGCCAGGAGGAACUGUUCAAGUCUUAUGAAUGCCAUUCAGAGGAAUCCCCAAAUACCAACUCAUACACCGCGCUGAUGAAAGCUGCGUAUAGCCAGGGACCGAGCACUCUGCUUGAAGAAACCUUCAGGAAGAACGUGGAAGAAACGUCAGCUCUCAUGUCGAUGGAUGAGUUCCCAGUAGCAAUCAAGCAGAUCCUACUCUACAUCAAAUCAACAGUGGAAAACUUUGGCACGUUCUCCAAAGACACGGGCGCUGCCCUUUUGACGACCUUAAUGGGACAACUCCAGGGUUUGGUGACAAAGCUACAAGGCUUUCAGGAGACCAAAGAAACAGAGCCAGCAGAAGCAGAGAACCUCCAAGUAGGAUCAGAGCUUUUCCUGGAACUCAACCAGUCGCCCGCAGUAGAAGCCAAUAAAGAGCAGAUGCUUGUUUCGGCUCUUGGCUCGAUCUUCAAGCAUCCGUGUUUGGAGCAGUGGUUUCUGGCUCUGGAGUUGUCUGCUUUGCCUCCUCACACUCUGAACCCUGUCCGACUAAAGAAUCUGUGUGCUCAUCUGACCGAUCACACUCUGGCCCUGCUGAAGACCAGCGCCCCAGUUCUUUGUGAUCUCAGUCACCUGGAGCUCCUACACAGCUACAUGGGGGCAGUACAGAGAUCUGUUCUCAAGGAAUUAAUGGAGAACGCCUCUAAGGCCCCAAAGAAACAGUCCAGAUGUUUUCAGGCCCUCCUGUCUCUGCACAGCUACAUGGACCCCUGUAAUCUGAGACAGGUGGUGUCCAAGUUGCUGCUUCUCCCUCAGGAGAGCCUCAUCUCUCCUGGCAGCAAGGGCACACAAGCCAAGCUGAGUGUCUACGGCCAUGCAGCACUGCAGAUCCUCACAGAGAGUAAAUCCAACCCCUCCCAGGACCACAGCAUCUUUCUGACACAGGCGCACCUGCACGGCCUGAGCACCCUCCUGUUGUCCUGCUCCAGUCCUGCGCUGGAAGAGUUUCUGCUGCAGGCUGUGUCCAGCGAGCCUGGCAGUGCCAGACUGAUCCACACUGACGUGCUGCUGCACUGUCUCCAGCAGCCCGUGUCAGCCACUCAGGCCAUCAGCUCUCUGCUGCUGCAGAACUCCUCCACCCACCGCCUCUGCUUUGAGGUGUGGUGCUUAGAGCCUGCAAACAUGGAGCAGCUCUCAAACCAUACAGAAACAGUUCUUCCACUGAUCAAUACCUACUUACAAGUGGCAAGUAGGGAGGACCCAGCCAGACCCAAAGAUGUGCAAAAAGAAGUUUUAAAAUCCCUAAAGGAAGAACUGCUCCCCAAAUUAUCCCAGUGCAUUCUGGGAAACCUGACAGAAGAUUCUGGUGCACAGUGUGUUCAAGCACUUGCCAGUUUGAUCAAACUCUCUGCAAACACCAAAGACAUCAGGGAUUUGAUCAACGACCUGCCCAAUGCUCUUCAGAAAGUGGACACUUUUGAAAGAUGGCAACUUGAAGAAGUCAUCACUGAGAAACUGGCUGAUUUCCCAGAAGAACUAGAAACCUGGAGGAAGUCUGUCACAACUGCUGCCGUCAAGUGUCUCAUCAACUCUUUUAGUCACUGUAAAGAUCAGGCUACCGCUCCGUCAGAGCAGGAGCAGAGCUUACUGGAGAGACUGCAGAGACUCCUAACAUCAGCCGAAGACAUCACCGCAGCUGAAUGGAACGGUUUCGUCAAGAACGGACUGAAAUAUCGGUACAGAGAUCAUCACUUCCUGGACACUUUGAGCAGCCUGUUGAAAGUGAUGUAUGGCGACAGUGAAGUCCAAAAGGACCUGAUACCUUUGUCGACCCUUCACAUGAUGAUCAGCAGCCACUCUCUCUUCCUGCCCACCAUGCUAGACUCGGACGAAGAGCCCAGCAAAUGUCAAGCGAAAGAAGCGUUAGUGUCCCUUCUUCUCUGUCUGGUGAAGAAAUGCCCAACAGUCUGCAACAGCAAUCACUUUGUCAUAUUAUUGGGAGCAUAUGGCGCUACGCUGAACACUUCAGAUCAGAAGUUGUUACUGCUUCUUCAGGAAUAUGAAAGAAACCAAGUCAGUCUGCUGAAGUUUCAAUCCUUCCUGUGGGGCUCAGCAGCUGUGGAGCACCACAAGACCAGGACGAGUCUGGGAGCAUCUCUGUGGAAGCAGGAGAGCUCUGACGACCUAUUGGCUCUGCUGAAAACUGAAAGGAUGCUCCAAACCAUCGCGCAAUUUCCACAGCGACGUAGACUCAUCCUACAGGAAGGCAAUGAGCUGCUGUCCAACAAUAACACAGUGACAGACCUUGGGAAUUUGUAUGAUCCCUGUUUUCUUCUGCCUCUAUUCAGUGCCAUACUUCAGCCGGAAUGUGUGAUUGACUGCCUCAAGUUUGUGUCCAGCCACGCUCUGGGAUUUACUGUAAUGUGUCUAAGUAGCUUCGACCCGAAGGUGAGAGCAGCAGCGUACCACGUGCUGAGCUGCUUUUACCAACACCUGGAGGGCUCUCGGUUCAGGGAGAAGAGACAGCUUCUGUACCUGAUGGACAUGGUGAAGAAUGGGAUUAAAAAUCCAAAUCAAAGACUUCCCUUUGUCCUGACCACCUACGUCACUAAAGGAGCUCAGCAGAUGCUAAAACCUGAGGACCACAUGUACGUGGUUUUAAACCGAUUCCUCCUGUCCCAUCAGAGCUUGGACUUCAGAAGAGUCCCAGAGUUCUUCAAGCUAUUCUAUGGUUUUGACUUGGAGCACAAGAUGGAGCGGGAGUGGAUCCUGAGCGUGCUGGAGGAAGGGAUAAGUGAUGGACACUGCUACGAAUUGUGUGAGCAACAAGGCAUCUUCAGGAGCCUUUUAGGCUUCAGCAGCAGUCCCCUGUGUGAUGAACACUCCCAGGCCCAGAUUAUCAGGGUGUUGUGCCAGGCCGCCCGUGUGAACAAAGCAGCUUAUAACCUCACCAAAAGCUGUGGACUCCUAACCUGGAUGAUACAGCUGGUUGAAAAAAGGAAUCGAGACCUCCGUCUGCUCAGUGCCGUCAUAGAGCUGCUCCACGUGCUGUGGUUUACAAACCUUGGGCAGAAGGAGAAGCAGGUGGAUGCUGCUAAAACCUCUGCAGAAGAGAAACCUCCGAGCUCAGUGAAGUGUCUCCCUCUACCACUCAUCUGUGAAUUCCUGUGUGCGACGUUGACUAUCAGCAGACACAUCAGGUUGGCGGGUCUGAAGGCUGCUCAGCUCAGCAUGUAUCUGCAGACCCUGUGCUCCAUACUGAAGCAUCGUGGGACAGCUCUGGAUGUAAACAAAGAGGCCGAGCGACUCUCACUGCUUCCGCAGCCUCUCUCCUGUGCCGAGGUCCUCGUCCUGCUCGUCUGCUGGGCCUCGCUGUCGGGCAACAAGGAACUCUCUACCCAAAUACAAGUCCUGUCUGAAAAGCACAAAGUGAAGGCAUUGCUGGGGAUGGGGAGAGAUAAGGCCAGGGGUAAAGGCUCCUUUUCCCAGGGCCGCACACAGAAAGAGACCCUGGCUGAAGAUGCUGAAACUGAGAAUCCAGGAGAGGGUCCCCUGACAGCUUGUAGACUAAGCCUCAGCAGUAUCCUGCUUCACUGGGAGCCUGUGUUUCCUCCCUCUGAACCGCAGCAGGUUCAGCCAGGAGACAAACUGGAUCCCAGUCAGCUGGCCAGUGAUGCUGCGCACCUGCUCACCAAGUGGUCCCUGAGGUGCUUGGUGGAGGCCUCGUAUGAUGAGAACAGAACAAAGAGCUUCUUGCGCUGGGUUGAAACAGCUGUGAUAAAACACAGGGAGAUUUUGGAUGUCAUGCUGCUCGAUUUCGGCUUGAAAGCUGACCUCCUCCGCCUCUACCACCGGGCCUUUGAAGCUCAUUGUGACUCGAGCAUUUUGGCAAGAGUGGAAACCUUCCAGCGAUUUACCAACAUUAUGAUUCGCUUACUCGAGGCCCAGGGCCAGCUUCCAGAUCUGCAUCAGGCAGUCGUCUCCGCCUGCCUGCCAGAGGCCGCUCAUGAUUCUUCUAGAUGUGAUGCAGGGCUGCAUCUGUUGUCGUUGUACAUUCAUGAGCUGUGGAGCGGAGCCUCAUCAGCAGAGCUCUUCCUGUCUCAUGUCAGUUUGGUGUCCAAGUGUAAGAGAGAGAAAGAAUCCAAACCAGCACAAACAGCCGUCAGAGCCAUCUGUGAAGACAUCAUCAGCUGGAAGAGUUAAACACAACUGUGUUCUUUUAAAGACAGCUAAUUAAAAUAAUAUUUGUACUCUUACUUUUUUUGUUACUGUAAAAAAUAUUUUGUAAAACCCUCUGUUAUUUGAUCGUUUACAAUAAAUGUGUAAAUGUGUUUUUAGCAAAUGGUCCUUGUGUUACCUAUUGUUAAAAAUCUGUAUACAUAAAGUAUGUUGAGUACAUUCAAGAAGAAGAUAGUGAAGCUGAUUACAAUGAAUAGCUCUCAGAAUCAAGGGAUCUCGUGAACACACGCUGCAGCUUCAAGUACAGGAUAAUAGUUUUUUGUUAUUUAAUGGUAAAGGAAACCUUGCAAUUAAA
Messenger RNA from Paralichthys olivaceus (Japanese flounder), 7249 nucleotides. It is a transcript of the gene urb1, whose product is annotated as URB1 ribosome biogenesis homolog. Gene Ontology annotation, cellular component: nucleolus. Gene Ontology annotation, biological process: maturation of LSU-rRNA from tricistronic rRNA transcript (SSU-rRNA, 5.8S rRNA, LSU-rRNA); maturation of 5.8S rRNA from tricistronic rRNA transcript (SSU-rRNA, 5.8S rRNA, LSU-rRNA). NCBI's taxonomy places the organism in Eukaryota, Metazoa, Chordata, Actinopteri, Pleuronectiformes, Paralichthyidae. The record is from RefSeq and is a predicted model, not a curated record.